Dreissena polymorpha is the source of this 4600-nucleotide messenger RNA. Its product is annotated as probable ATP-dependent RNA helicase DHX34. NCBI's taxonomy places the organism in Eukaryota, Metazoa, Mollusca, Bivalvia, Myida, Dreissenidae. Gene Ontology annotation, cellular component: intracellular anatomical structure. The transcript is spliced from 26 exons. Gene Ontology annotation, biological process: nuclear-transcribed mRNA catabolic process, nonsense-mediated decay. The record is from RefSeq and is a predicted model, not a curated record. Gene Ontology annotation, molecular function: ATP binding; RNA binding. The coding region runs from base 165 to 3671 and encodes 1168 amino acids.
AUUACUUGUUUGUAACCUUGCUGACAAACGUCUGUAAAUCGUCGAUUCGGAUAGUCUCAGUUGCGGAUUUACUUUUAAGUUCACAACUUUUUUACCAAAUGAUUUGUUUGUGACAUCAUUUCUUCAUUUUAAAUGGAUAGUCCGUGUGGAACACAUGUCUAGAAAUGAGUAAAUAUGAUCGUUACGAACGCGGUAAGAAUGACAGAAAAAGAAAAACAUCUCGAUCUAAGGAACGCUCGGAUGACACUAACAGCAGACAGUAUUAUAGAGACAAUUUGGAAGAUGAUGACAAACGAGAUGGUUGUUCCACAGGAGAGUUUAGUUUUCUGAAGUACAAACAAUCUUUGAAUAAAAUAUUCUUUCGGGACCAGGAUUUCAUAAGAAGGGGAACCAAAGAAUAUGAUGAUUUCUGGCUGUUUGUUGAAAAAUAUGAGAAGUUUCAGCAAAAACAAAAGCGCAAACCAGCCAAUGCAGAUGGUGGUCAGAAAGAAAGCAAGCUUGGGAUUCCAGGCCACUAUGACAAGCGAUACAGGAUUAAUGUGACAUUAGUGAACAGGGAUGUUGAAGAUUUCCUCAAAAAAGGAAGACUGGCAGAUGCCGACAUUGAUGAGGCUAUCACCAAGGACAAGGUGAAAGAGUUCAAGGCCAUCAUGCUUCACUACACGGACUUCCAACAGAAGCAGAAGCUUGCCAAGCUGAAGAAGGUGAAGACUGACCAGGAGAACCUCCCCAUCUACCAGUACAGGCAGCACAUAGUGGACACUGUCCGAGAGCACCAGGUGGUCAUCAUAGCUGGGGACACUGGCUGCGGAAAAUCUACACAGGUCCCUCAGUACCUUCUCCAUGCAUCCUUCACUAACAUCGCGUGCACUCAGCCUCGCAGGAUUGCCUGUGUCUCACUCUCCAAGCGUGUCGGCUAUGAGACACUCAAUGAGUAUGGCACUGAGGUGGCCUUCCAGGUCAGAUUUGAGAAAACAAAGACCAGAAACACUAAAAUACUGUUUUUAACAGAGGGUUUGUUACUACGCCAGAUGACCUCUGACCCACACCUGUCCAUGUACAAUGUGAUAGUGAUAGACGAGGUACAUGAGCGCCACAUUCACACAGACUUCCUGCUGGGGAUACUGCAGUGCCUCGUGCGUCACCGUGACGACAUCAAGGUCAUACUGAUGUCGGCAACCAUCAACAUUGAACUGUUCAGCAACUACUUCCAUGAUGCUCCAGUAAUUCAGGUUCCAGGUCGCCUGUACCCGAUAGAGAUGGAGUUCUGCCCUAUCAAGAAGGACUAUGACACUUCCAAGUCAGAAAGGCUGGACCCCUCUCCGUACCUGAGGAUCAUGCAGAGGAUUGAGAAAAAGUACCCGAAGACAGAGAGAGGUGACCUGCUAAUCUUCCUCAGUGGCCUGUCAGAGAUCAUGUCUGUGGUGGAGGCAGCCAGAGCGUACGCUCAGCAGACCAAGUCCUGGAUCAUCCUGCCCCUGCAUAGCGCCCUCUCUGUCGAAGAACAGGAGAAAGUGUUUGACAUCUCCCCGGAAGGUGUGAGGAAGUGCAUAGUGUCUACCAACAUAGCGGAGACUUCAGUGACCAUUGACGGUGUGCGGUUCAUCAUAGACUCGGGCAAGGUGAAGGAGAUGAGUUUUGACCCCAAGUACAAGAUGCAGAGGCUGCAAGAGUUCUGGAUCAGUCGGGCUAGCGCCGAGCAGCGCAAGGGAAGAGCAGGUCGUACUGGUCCAGGUGUGUGUUUCCGGCUUUAUGAGGAGAAGGAGUACGAGGGUUUCCAGGAGUAUACAACCCCUGAGAUCCAGAGGGUGCCCCUUGACUCCCUGGUGCUGCAGAUGAUCUCCAUGGGCCUCCCAGACCCCAGGAAGUUCCCUUUCAUUGAGCCUCCCAGUCUGGAGAGUCUGGAGAAUGCCCUUGUGUUCCUGCGUGACCAGGGGGCCAUACAUGAGGAUGAAACACUCACACCCAUAGGCCUCCUGCUCUCCAAACUUCCAGUGGAUGUCGUCAUAGGCAAGAUGCUCAUCAUGGGAUCUAUAUUUCAUAUGAUAGACCCUGUGCUGUCCAUAGCUGCAGCUAUGAGUGUCCAGUCUCCAUUCACCAGCAAGAUACACACAAACGUAGACUCACUGGCGGCCAGGAAGAAUCUGGAGUCUGACCAUGGAGAUCCCUUCACUCUGCUCAAUGCCUUUGAUGAGUGGAUACAGGUGAAAGCUGAGGGGCGUGGGACAAAGAAGUGGUGCAAGCGACGUGGUCUUGAGGAACAGCGCUUCUAUGAGAUGACUAAGCUUAAACGUCAGUUCAAGGAACUCCUGCAGGACCAUGGCCUGCUGGAGAAGGUGGAGGACAGUGAGCGCCACCUGUCCAGCCACGAGCGGCUACAGAAGCAUGGGGAACGCAAGCGUCUGGGUCAGCUAAGGAGAGAGCAGAGGAAUGAGAGCAAGAGGAGGAAGGUUCUCAAACUGGAGGGAGAUGACUUUGAGAUCAGUGAUGGUGAUGAUAAUGACAAGGACUCGGAUAUCAAGGACCUGGAGUUCAGACUGUCACACAAUCUGCAGCAGCUCCAGGAAACAUCCAAUGAGAGUCGUCACUUCACGCUGCGAGACAUCAACCUACUGAAGAUCAUCCUGUGUAGUGGACUGUAUCCCCAGGCUGCCAUUGCUGACGACUGUAACAACUUUAAGGCUAACUCAGAACAAGCUUUCCACACAAAGAACAAGCCCUUCUUGUUGUUGCACCCCACCAGUGUGUUCUCCUAUAAACCAGAGCUGUUGCAGCUAAAGAAGGAUCCAGGCAGUGAUAAACAUGACCCUGUUGACCUGAAAGGUUACCUUAGCAACAAACAUGAGCUGCUCACUUACGUGUCCAUCCUGGAGACCAACAAGCCAUUCCUGAUCAACACCAUGAGGGUACCUGCCCUCCAGACGGUCACUCUCUUCUCUAACUGCAUCGACACUAACGCAAACUGCACCAGACUGAUCUGUGAUGGUUGGCUGGAGUUGCUGAUACCCAAUGAGGAGGCUGCCCAAGAGGUCAUGUCAAGUGUGAUACAGCUGAGAGCCACCUGGCAGAACCUUCUUAAACUCAGGCUUGAGGACACCUUUCUGGCAAUGGAGUCAGAAAAGCGUGUGAGUGCGAGGGCUCGUAAGUUAGAGCGGACACUGGCCACCAAGCUGUCAGAGUUCCUGAGCAGCGAUGUCCGCUACAAGCUGAGGAGGGUGAUGGCUGCAGAGAUAAAGAAUGUCUAUGUGGGGGCAGAAGGCAUAGGUGAAGCAGUGAAGGAGGUGUUCGGACAUAGCGAGGGCAGUAAGCCACACCCAGUGAAAGGAGGUCUGCAGAUUAAUGAGUACCUUACACAUGGCUGCCUGGUAGAUGAUGGUACGGCCAGUGUGGUGGGAGAGUUCACAGUGCACAUGCAGCGUCACUGGACCUGCCCACGGUGUCAGGUCAGCAUGGUGGUCGCCAUAGCAGAAAGGCUCAAACAUGAGGCGCUGUGUCAGGCGCAGAACAUAACAGCCACUCAACAAGAGCAGGAUGCUGAGCUAUGUGAGGCUCGGGAGGGCCAGGUGAGCGCCCACAGGAAGCCCUACUACUGCACGGACUGUGAUCAGCAGCUGCACCUCAGUGUGGCUGAGAUACUCAAACACAGGAAGACUCACAGGACUGGAACUUGAUUCUGAAAAGGGGGAAUCUGGUGGGACAUAGCAUGGAAAAGGAACCAUAUACUGAAUAUCAACCUUCGUGGGAACCUUUCAUGUAUCAUUUAUGUGACCAUUCACUGAAUGGCAACUUGAACACCGGUAAAAUAGUCAAUGAAAUAUUAUCAAGGUUCAACUGUAUGGGAAAACAAACUAUCCAUAGAGUGGGAAUUUAACGGUUGUCUAUAUAGGAAUCUUAUGUUAUUUCAAUCGUAAAAGAGAUUUAUGCCAAAUGACACCAAAUUGGGUAAUGGUCACUGAGCAUAAACACAGAGUUGGAAUUUGUUGUGUUUUGCAAACUACUAGUAAGACGUGUUUGAAUUUACUGGUGUAGUUGUGAAACAUUGCAUUGCUAUAUGUCCAACAAGGAGAUGCUGCUAUGCACUUUUUCAAGUUGUUUAAAGAUAAAUGCAUGUAAUAUGGUCUGUCUUUAGAUCAAGAUCUGCGUGUUUUAAGAGAAUCAUUAAUGAAUGGUUAAACACUAUGGCAUGUGCCUUAAUUUUUUUAAAUGUAAAGGAAAUUUCAAUCAUAUAAGACGCUGUUCAAAGAUAUAAUAUCUGCCAUAUCUUCUUUGCAUAUGACAUGUCUAUAAAAAUGCAGAAAUAUUGUUAUGUUAAAUGUUCCUUUGAAAGUUUGUGUAACCAACUGCUCUUCUACUACCGAUCUAGCUCAAACGUUCCACAGAUGAAUUAAAGAAAUAAAUGUGUUGAUGAUUGAUUAAAUCUUUGUGUUCACUGUUGAAUAUUUACUUAAUUGAAUGUUCUCCACCCAACUCCUCUUAAACUGCAUUUCCGGUUUCCCUCAAACUUGUAAAGCUUAAUGUGAGGAUCAUCAUAAAAGAAUGUUGGAUUUGGAUGUGUCCGAACAUGUAAUGCAGAUGAAUUGAUGUCUAUCUAGUUAUACUU